GCGUCCAUAAAAAUUGCACAAGCACAAAGAAAAGCAAAAGUGAAAAGUAAAAAUAACAAUUUAAGUUGAAAUGCAUAUGCAACGUUUUCAAUUUGUGAUGCGCAGCAUGUUGAGGGUGCAACAGGUUGCAGCAAUGGCCCAACACCAGCAACAACUCCGCAAUUUGUCGCUUUAUUGGCAUUUGGCGCAAUCACAAAGGACGGCUGGAGCGCCUGGAAACAAAUCAGGAGGUGACCAGAAACCAAAGAACCCCCCACAAAGAAUUACCCUUGUUCAGCAAAACCAGGCAGUUAGCAUAACCACCUUGGAGGAGGCACAGAAGUUGGCCAAGCGGCGAGAGCUGCACCUGUUGCGUUUGGAGCAAACAGACACCAAAACGGGGCGCGCCAUGUUUAAGCUUGUCACCUCUGCGGAAAUGUUAGCCGAUGAUGUGGGAACAACGACAACCACUACCGACAAAGUCCACAAAAAGUCUGAGAAAUCACUGACAAUAGGGGCCCGAAUCACAGAGCAUGAUCUUUCGUCGCGUCUCAAGAAUAUCGUCAAAUGGCUGAGCAAGCGGCACGAGGUCCGCAUACUCAUCCAAGGCAGUGCCAGCGGAUCCGACGAAAGCAGCGCUGAGCGCAUAGUCAAGGCAAUUGGACAAACCAUUACAGAACCGCAGGUCAUUGGCAAAAUAGUUCAAAAACGCAGCAAGGGUUCCUAUAUAAAGUUUAACAUUUUGCCUGUGACUCAACCUGCCGCUUCCACGCCCACCGCCGCCCAGUCGUGACAACUACCGCCAUUGCCUCGGAUAAGUCCCACUCAUUUCACAGCAAUGGCGCUACACCCGUCAUUCUUCAUCAGGCCCAACAGAAGUGCCCAUAACUAUUCUACCAUGAAAAAUAAUGGGCGCCGGAGAUCCACUGAUCCAACGAAACCUGGAAUAGUGGCGGCUGCUUCAUUUCUUUUAAUAUUUACCAUGAAAUAUGUCUUCUGGAUGCACGCUCUAAA
Molecule: messenger RNA, 993 nt
Organism: Drosophila guanche
Lineage: Eukaryota; Metazoa; Arthropoda; Insecta; Diptera; Drosophilidae
Gene: mIF3
Exons: 2
Coding region: 71-772 (233 amino acids)
Biological process (GO): mitochondrial translational initiation; ribosome disassembly
Cellular component (GO): mitochondrion
Molecular function (GO): ribosome binding; translation initiation factor activity
Source: RefSeq, a predicted model, not a curated record